AUGGAUUCCUUCUCAAAUUACAGCUAUUUCCAAAAUGAUACAGACUACUAUGAAGAUCAAUCUUUUUCUUUAUUUGACAUUCAUGUCCUGGUGCCUGUGACUAUAAUUGCAAUCAUAUUAUUUUUCUUAGGUAUCACUGGGAAUUUGCUAACAUUAAUUUUCAAAAGAUACAAGGAAAUGAGAACUACUGUUAAUAUGUAUUUAUCCAGCAUGGCACUGUCUGACAUUCUGAUCUUCUUUGGUCUGCCUUCUGAUUUGUACAGGAUUUGGAAAUACAAACCAUACAUAUUUGGGGAUUUUCUCUGCAAAUUUUUGUUUUACCUCAGUGAAACCUGUACCUACUGCACCAUCUUGCAUAUCACCACUUUGAGUGUAGAGCGGUAUUUUGCAAUCUGCUUUCCUUUGAAAGCCAAAACCACAAUCACUAAAUGCAGAGUGAAAGGGGUCAUCCUUUCUUUAUGGGUAUGGGCUCUUCUGACUGCCAGCCCAGUUCUGUUCCUCUUUGGUGUGGAGCACCGCAAUGGCAGCCGGUCAGAUGAAGCCAAGGAAUGCAAUUACAUUGAACACACAGCCCGCACAGGGCUUUUAGAAACAAUGACUUGGCUCUCCACCAUUUAUUUUUUCCUACCAGUGCUCUGCCUGACUCUGCUCUAUGGACUCAUCUGUGGAAAACUUUGGAGAAGCAGACAUAAGAUGAGAGGACCCCAGGUGGCAAGCAGAGAAAAGUAUCACAAACAAACAGUCAAAAUGCUAGCAGUAGUAGUCCUGGCCUUCGUGCUGUGUUGGCUACCAUUCCACAUUGGCCGAAUCCUCUUUGCUCAGACUAUAAUUGUCCUAUAUGACUUCACUCAGUACCUUAAUCUCAUCUCCAUGCUUCUCUUUUACCUUGGAGCAUCUAUCAACCCGAUACUUUACAAUGUCAUGUCACAAAAAUACAGAAAAGCAAUGAGCAAAAUUCUGAACUACAGUCAAGUCUGGCAAUCCAGAAACUUGACAAGGAAUGAAAGGACUUCUCUUGAAGGUACAGAAGUCAGUUCUGUCAUGUAAACAGUUUGGCACCCACUUAAAUACAGUGGGUACAUCUAGAUUCCAUCUAUCCACUAGUGAACUGUAUGUUAAAACCAAGUCAUGGCAGUAGUGCGUAUUAUGUGGUAAGUGGGGAUUUUCAUCUCAGGGUGGAAAGUUUGCUGCUUCCAGCUGUGCACACAAAAUUCGUCAUUAAUCAUGGUCACUCCUCCUGUUUCAGACUGAUGUAGUUAGUAUGUCCUGCAAUGAUUAUAAAGUUUUAGUUUUGACUGUAUCCUGACACUUAUCUGCAGAAGCUGGAGUGGCCCAACACUCUCUCCAAGGACUUCAGUCAAUUGUGUGCAUGCGCAGUUUCACCUUGCAACAAAGCUGUCAUCUUCUAAUGGAUUUGUCCCAAGCCCUACAUGAUUCCAGCUUUUGCUUAUGGGUCCUACAGAAUCUAUUCAACAUCCUCAUUCAAGUUUGAUGUAUGAAAACUAAUCAAAACAGACAAGCUGGAUUGAAACUAUGUGUUUAUUUAACCUUAAAGGGAAGGGAAAUAAAAAAACUGAAAUGUUAUGAUUGUGAAAGAUGCACGUCCAUUACAAAGGCCGAAAAGAGGGAAGCAAGAAAGUUACAGGUUUGCAGGUGGAGGAGGGAGGAAGCAGAGAAAAUUACUUGCUCAGUUUCCACAAGAAGCAUGAGACAGACAGGGAUGGGAAUCCGACACUCACUCCAGUGCCUUAGUCUCAAGGCCAUUCUCAAGGGGACUAUUGAAUCUGUAGUGUUUGGACAGAUUACUUCAAGUUUAGUUUUCCCUGGUGGAAAUCGAUGUAAUGUCAAAGCAAUCAAAUAAUUCUGUCUUUAUUACUCUGUCACCAUUUCACAAGAAGUUGUUUGUUGUUGUGACAGAGCACAACAGCCUACCAGGGAAAAAUAAGACAUGUCACUGAGCACCACACUGGCAGUAUGUGUUAUCACAUCACUCAGUGCUAAAGGAGCUGACUCUCUCCAGGCAAGAACAUUUACAUAGAGUAAGGUGGGGCUUGUGCUUUUUCCCCCCUUCUUCCAAAAUGUUGAUUUCAUUGAGACCAUUUUCAAUCACCACUUUGUCAUACAAGCUUCUUCUCAUCCGAAUAAGUAGUUAAAAAUAGUAGGUAGCGGUUCCAACAGGAUGGUCUACUCUACACUGGCUUGUAGCAAACAGAACCGCAUCACCAUGUUUGCUUUUUUCAUUUGUAGAUGGUAAGGUUUAAUUUUUGCCUUUAUGCAUCUCUGUAACCUUGCAUGGGAAAGGGGUGGGAGUGCUAAUUCUAGGCAAUGGAAAUUCCAUUGCAAUUUGGUUAAAAAUAGUUUGAGGGAAAGUGAGUGAGCCAGCCAAUCUGGCAUAAUCCCUUCUCCCUUUCUGGACAUAUUGUUGCUGGGCAGAGCCAGGGAACAGCUGAUCUACACAAAUUUCAGUGGGUUUCCUGAUUCCUUGGAGUUGUAUGGAGUCCUGCUUUUUCCACUGCACUGGGAGCGGAGAGGGAGAGGCAUAAAUGGCAGCACAAGCCACAUGGAGAGCAGCACAGAGGGACUGGAAGCUGCAUAUGAAUCUUGGGAAAUCUGUGCUGUGGUGCUGGAGAACUACAUCCCCUCCACAAACCCAGACUCCUCCCUCCCACAUGGAGCAUGACAAGUUUCAUCUCGGAACUUCCUGAGCAUCUCUCUCAUACUGGAGGUUCAAGGUAUAGCAUAUUGAAGCUAUAAAGCAACUCAAUUCCAUGUUGCUGUUCCCUACAUCCUAAACUACCUACUA
Molecule: messenger RNA, 2803 nt
Organism: Pelodiscus sinensis (Chinese soft-shelled turtle)
Lineage: Eukaryota; Metazoa; Chordata; Testudines; Trionychidae
Source: RefSeq, a predicted model, not a curated record